This is a messenger RNA of Oncorhynchus mykiss (rainbow trout), 9259 nucleotides long. The record is from RefSeq and is a predicted model, not a curated record. NCBI's taxonomy places the organism in Eukaryota, Metazoa, Chordata, Actinopteri, Salmoniformes, Salmonidae.
UUGGGUCAAAGUUUAUUUGCACAGCGUGCUAGUUUCGCGCCAGCAUUUUCGCGGGGAGUGACAACUACACUGAUAAUCGGCGAGAAAUGAAACACCCCAAAUAAGAUAAUAUCGGUUAUACUUGCAGUAUAUUUGUGGCGUUCAUGGUAUACUUUUAUUUGAUCGUUUGUAUUCUAUCAGGAGUACUAAGCCCUAGGUGUGAGAGGAACCAGGAUGAUGGCGACGGUGCCCCUGACCAGCUCCAGUCUCCUCCCUCUGCUGGAAUCUCUGGAGGAUAUCACAGCCGGACAGCCGGAGCAGACAGACGCCUACCUCACCAUUGUCAAUCGUCUCAGUGGGGAUGAUGGAACACAGUUUCUCCCUGCCAUUGUAAAGAACAUUUCACGUUUGGGUAGAACUUUCCAGACCCAUAUCGCCAGUCAGAAUGCAGAGCUGAGCCAGGCUGCACUACAGGCCCUGGGGUUCUGUGUGUUCCAUGCCCAUGUCGUCUCAGCUAUCCCAGCUAAUUUUGCAGAGGAGCUACUGUCAGCUCUUUCCUCUCUGGUGGUGAAGUCUACAGACAAGAACACAUGCACCAGAGCGUUAUGGGUCAUCUCCAAACAGAACUUCCCUCCAGAGGUGGUGGCCAAGAUGGUGCCAGAGAUUCUGAGAACCCUGGAGUGUGUACGGACUAGAGAAGACAUCCAGUCUGUUGUCAUGGAGCAUGAGUCGUUGAAUGUUAUCAUAAGGCUGCUGGACCAGACCCCAGCCCAGAUGGGUGAGUGUGCAGUGCAGUGGGCCAAGCUAGUCAUCCCUCUGGUGGUCCACUCAGCCUCUAAAGUGCGCCUGCGGGCGGCAGCAGCCCUGGAGAUGGGUCUGCCUCUACUAAUGGAGAAACAGAAAGAGGUGGCAGCCAUCAUAGAACCCAUCAUGUCCUCUAAACUCAUCCCAGAGCUCCAGAAACUGUUCUCUACGAAGAACGAGACCAAUGUUCUGAAACUCUGGCCGUUGUUUGUCAGGCUCCUAGGGAAGCUGCUCCAUAGAGGUGGUCCCUUCAUCAACUCCCUGCUUGGCCUGGAGGAACUGGGCUUCCGUAGCUCCUCCCCUAACAUCAAGAAGAUCGCCUUCAUUGCCUGGAAGAGCCUCAUAGACAACUUCUCCCUCAAUCCAGAGAUCCUGUGCAGUGCCAAGCGGCUGAAGUUGCUGCUGCAGCCCCUCCGCUCCAUCCAGGUGAGGACUGAGGCCCUGCUGCUCACCAAGCUGGAGGUCUGGUGGUACUUGGUGGUCAAACUGGGACCCAACCUGCCUGCACACUUUGAACAGGUUGGUGUUCCUCUCCUCCAGUGUACACUGGGCACUGACUCUGCCUUCCCAACUACUCCAGCCCGGAGCUCCAUUCAGAACAGUGCUGUGGGGACCAGUACACACAAAACUGGUGCCCCGGCCUUCUCCAGCCCUACGGUGAUGCCCCGUCUGAACCUGAACUGCAGUGUGGUGGCGAGCCAGGCCUACCCCUCUAUACAGCUGCUGGGAUUAGAGAUGCUGCUGCACUACUUCAUGGGGUCAGAGGUCACCGCCGCCGCUGCCAAGAACCAACUGACGCUCAGCCUGGAACCUCUGGUUCACCCCUUCCUGUCUAGCCCCACCUCCUUCACCAAGCACGGCUCUUUGCUUAUCUCCGCAGUCCGCGACAGCUUCAUCUGCAUCGGCAAAGACGCCCCAGAUGCCUUGCUUGCCCUUAUAUGGAGGAACCUUGUCAGUUUCGUAAUCACAACGAUUGAUGCUGCUGGCCAUAAGAAAGAGCGCCAGGGCUCUGAGCUCCUCCCCCUGUUGCUACAGGCUCUACAGAGCAUCAUCUCCUCAGAGGCCCUCCCUGCACACAGGGCUCUGAGUCUGCUGGAAAUGACAGUGAAGGGUAUCCCUCAAAGGAUACUGGGAUCUGCCUCUUACCAAGUGGGCAAAAUGGAUCUUUUGAACGGAACCCCGGCUCUGUUCCUGAUUCUCCUGUUCUACAACAGCAGUCUGGUGGGAGGGUUCGUAGAAGAUGAGAGGUUUUUCCUGUGUUUAGAGACCCUAGUGAGCUGUGGUCUCUCCGGCCUCACGUCCCCUCUGGCAUUUGGGGAGGCGGUCCUGGGGGCGGUGGGGCGCAGCGCGGGGACUCUGGGGAAUAAGGAACAGCUGUGGAGGAUGUGGAGUGUGGUGGUCAACCCACUGACUGUUACCAUCACACAGACCAAUGAGGUGAACCAAGGGGAUGCUCUGGAGCACAACUUCAGUGCUGUUCACACUGCCCUGAUGUUCCCCAUCACACACCUGCUACCUGGCAACGCCCUGCCACAUGUGACCCAGAAGUCCAUGCUGGGUACGUGGUCCAGGCUGUAUAAGGUGUUUGCCUGUUGCUCUGCCCUGGUGGCCACUGCCGAGGAGAAUGUCUGCUGUGAGGAGCUGUGUGGCAAAAUGGCUGCCCUAUUGGACAGGAAGGCCCUGAGGGUUCCGUCAACGUUGGAUGCGGUUGCUAACAUCCUCCUGGUCAUCGUUGAGAGUUCUGACUUCUCUCCCUACACUUCACAGUUUCAACAGAAGAUGAAAUCUCCCCACACCCCUCUGGCCUGGGUGCGUAAGAAAAGCAAAGCCCUUGGGAACCUGUCUAGCUUCCAGACCCUGCUGGUCCAGGCCCUGGAGGCCUUUAAUGCUGUUGAGGCUCCUGAGACUGUCCCUGAGGGUACAGGCCUGGCCCUGGUCGCCAUCCUCUCUACCCUGUUCUCUAAUCUGGCACUGGCUACAGCCAUCCAGGAGGCCCUGGCCUCUCUCACACAGCCCCUCACAGCCCUCUAUGAACAGCCUGGGAGGACUCCAAAUGAGCAGCCGAAAUCCACCUCAAGUCUUGGAGCAAAGCUGGAGAAGCUCCUGGUUGAUGUGUUGGGCUGCCUGCAGACGUGUUCCGCCCUGGCCUAUGAUGAUGAGCUGCUGUCCCUGCUGUCCCCCCUGCUCUGUGUCCUGUUCCUCCACCGGCGGAAGCACAUCCGCUCCCUCGUCACACAGUUCUGGAACGCAACCUUCGCUAACACUUUGGUCCUCGUCUACCCAGAACAACUCAAGCCAGUGUUGAGCCAGGUGAAGCAGAACACUCCUAUCCUCUUACCUGGCUUUCAGUCUGUUGAAGUUCCAGAUGAACUCAGUGGACAGUCCUCGAGUGAGAGCUCUCAGCUGGAGACCAAGGUGAGUGGAGUGCAGGUGACUCCUGGGGUGAAGAGAGGUUCUCUACUGGUGAGGGUUGGCGAGAUGGACAGGAGCUCCAAGACAUCCAAGCCUGUCUCGAUGAAGCUCGACUUUGGCUCUCCCAAGCCGCCUCGUAGAGAGGAACUGGAGGAGCAGGCCUCUAUAGACUUUGUGUUCAUCCCCCCCGAGACCAAGGAGAGAGUCCUCACCGAGCACCAGAAAGAGGUCAAGAGAACCAAAAGGGUUGACAUUCCUGCCAUGUACAACAACCUGGAUUCUUCCCUUGAUACCACGGUCUUCACCCAGUACACACAGAGUCAGGAGGAAUCACUGGACAAAUUUCCAGCAGUUGAGCAAGCCGAAGAUUCUGAAAAGGAUGAGGUUAAAGCGGAGGUUCCAGAAGAAAACAUGGAAAUGGGGGAGGACGUUGCUGACGAUACCCAAGAAUAUAUCAGUCCAACCAAUGAGACAACAGAAUCUGCAAAGGGAGAGGAGAAGCCUGCUGAUGAGUUACUUCCUGAGUCUGCAGACAUUUCCAUGGAGGAGGAUGUCAAUGAAGAUGUUUUAUUGAAGGAAGACUCUGCCGUGGAGACCAGAGAGGACACCAGCCCUGACGUCUCUGGCGGCUCUGACAUGGUCUCAGGGACGCCUCAGAAAACCAACAGUCGUCGCCAGUCUUUCAUCACUCUGGAGAAGUAUGCUGAGGGGAAGCCUGCUAGUCCUGCCAGCGUGGUAACGUUUACAGGCCCCCUCACCAGGACUGCUAACAGCCAGGCGCAGGCGGCUUCCUCUCCAGAACCCCCGGCAGGGGCCGGCCAGGCGCAGGCGGCUUCCUCUCCGGAACCCCCGGCAGGGGCCGGCCAGGGGCAGGCGGCUUCCUCUCCGGAACCCCCGGCAGGGGCCGGCCAGGCGCAGGCGGCUUCCUCUCCGGAACCACCGGCAGGGGCCGGCCAGGCGCAGGCGGCUUCCUCUCCGGAACCACCGGCAGGGGCCGGCCAGGCACAGGCGGCUUCCUCUCCGGAACCACCGGCAGGGGCCGGCCAGGCGCAGGCGGCUUCCUCUCCGGAACCACCGGCAGGGGCCGGCCAGGCGCAGGCGGCUUCCUCUCCGGAACCCCCGGCAGGGGCCGGCCAGGCGCAGGCGGCUUCCUCUCCGGAACCCCCGGCAGGGGCCGGCCAGGCGCAGGCGGCUUCCUCUCCGGAACCCCCGGCAGGGGCCGGCCAGGCGCAGGCGGCUUCCUCUCCGGAACCCCCGGCAGGGGCCGGCCAGGCGCAGGCGGCUUCCUCUCCGGAACCCCCGGCAGGGGCCGGCCAGGCGCAGGCGGCUUCCUCUCCGGAACCCCCGGCAGGGGCCGGCCAGGCGCAGGCGGCUUCCUCUCCGGAACCCCCGGCAGGGGCCGGCCAGGCGCAGGCGGCUUCCUCUCCGGAACCCCCGGCAGGGGCCGGCCAGGCGCAGGCGGCUUCCUCUCCGGAACCCCCGGCAGGGGCCGGCCAGGCGCAGGCGGCUUCCUCUCCGGAACCCCCGGCAGGGGCCGGCCAGGCGCAGGCGGCUUCCUCUCCGGAACCCCCGGCAGGGGCUGACACUGACUCGCAGGAGACUGAACAAGCAAGAUGUAGAAGCUCCAAGAAUCAGUCUUCCAAAAAUGAGGGAGAGAAACCUGAACCUUCAGAAGACAAAAAGCAAUCCGAGGUUGAGAAACCAGCUGAGAAAAGAACAAGUGAAACCGACGAGGACGACGUCAUCCCAGACACCCAGACUCCGGUGGAAAUACUGAAGGAAGUUCUAGUUCCUGCAUUUGAAGAAGUAGUAAUGGGAAACAACAGUCAGAAAGAAGAGGAAUCUCAAGGUCUUCUGGAAGGUUCUCCCAGUUCCCAGGCCGAUCUGAGCCAAGGUGAACCAAGGCGGUCCGGAAGGCGGAGGAGCAGGCCACUGAGACCAGGAGAAGAUGCAGAGGAAUGGGAAGAGAAAGACAAACGCAGGAAGUCUCAACCCAAAGAGGCAGAGUGUCAAAUGGAUUCACCAAAGACGGUGCCCUCUCCUGUCAGUCAAGCAGACAGUCAGUCACAAGGUAGAGCCAGUAGGAGAAGUAAGCUGGCUGUUAACGUGGAGGACCGUGGAAAAGACAAGCUGAGAAAAAUAAGUCACAAGGAGGAGAGCGAGUUGAGCCGAUCAAAUUCACAGAUGGCCACGCCUUCACCUGCUGCUGAUAUCAACAGCCAAUCACAGAGUAGCAUGGUAUCAAGUAGAAGGAGCAGCAAAUCAGAGGAUCUGGUCAAAGACAAACAAAAGAGAGGUGUUGCAGAGGAAGAGCUCAGUCAAAGUGACUCUCAAACGGACACCCCCUCUGCCUCUGAUAAUGAUAGCCAAUCACAGAGUAGAUGUAGUCAGAGGAGUAAGUUGGCUGUGGAAGUGGAGGAUGAUUGCAGGCAGAAACUAAGGAGUAUUAGGGCUCAGAAGGUGGAGGAAAAGACGAGCCAAAUUGAUUCACAUGUAGCCAAACCAUCUCAACAAGAGAGCCAGUCACAGGGUAGUGCAAGCUGGAAGAGCAAACCACUCCGUGAUUUGGAGGAGGUUGACUUUGUCGAUGAGGUUGACAAGCAGGAUCCUACUGAGCACGAAAGUGAUUCUCAGAUUGCCACACCCUCUCCUGCUGAUCAAACAGGAGAUGGCCAAUCACAGGGUAGAUCUAGCAGGAGGAGUAAAUUGGUCACCGAGUCAGAAGAAGAGGGUAAAGGCAAGCCGAAGAGGAGAGGCGGUACAGAGCUACUCAGCCAAAUUGACUCACAGACUACACCUUCAACCACACCUUCAGCCACUCCAACAGACAGCCAGUCGCAGGGUAGAGCAAGCAGGAGAAGCAAGGUUCCCAUUGAAGUGGCUGAGUCUGAGGUCAAAAGAAGCCUGCAUUUGGCCACUGAUUCAGCAGCAACACCAGAGAAGAGCCAGACUCAUUAUCAGGUCGCUCCUUCUGCCACCAGUCCAACAGACCGCCAGCUGAGGCCCAGGAGCAGAACCAGUAAAAGAAACAAGAUGUUAAAGGAGCAGGUAAAAGCCAACAGCAGCCCUAACCCAACUCCUAACAUGGAGAGACAGAACUCACAGGUGGCAGAUACAGAAUCCUCACAAGGAAGUGGAAGGACUAAAAGGCGUAAGGCCUCCCAGGCCUUACUAGGCUCCAACGUGGAGAACUCUGAGUCGGAUGCUUCAGAGCCCCGGGAGGAUGUCCAGAAAGGCCGGAAGCCCACGUCAGCUGGAGCGGUUCCAAGCCCUCUGGCUACAGUUGGAUCAGCAGAGCCAGGGGCUGACCAAGAGGUCCCAAUGGAUAGUUCUGAAACUUCUCUAAAGUCAGACUCGCAAAACCCAUCAAGUGAGGCCUUAGAAGUCGUCAAGAUUCCACAGGAUGUGGAGGAAGCCCUUAAAAUGGUCAACUCCCUUAAACCUGAAGUGCUAGUUCCAAGUCUUCCUGUGAUAACUAAGAAAGAUCUGGGGCAGAUGGAGACGGACAUGGGGUGUGUGAUUGAGGCAGUUGACCCCUUUGUGCCAGAGAAGGCAGAAAAUACUAAGCUUUCUUCUCAACAGACGGAACCUGAUCUAGAACAUAUGAAGAGCCAGGAUGUGUGUAUGUCUCGACAGAAGAAGGAACGUGGACAUAAAUGGUCAAAAAGCAAAGCGAAUUUCAACACCGUCUCCUCUCGGGAGAGUGACCAUGAUGACCUAGAGUGUGACCAUGAUGACCUAGAGUGUGACAGGCCAACACAGAUCCAAAGAAAGCUGCUCAAUGACUCUGAGCAGGCCAACUCUCUCACGCCUUCCACUGAAGGAAAUGCCAUCUCUGAAGAUGGACUAAACAAACUAUGUACCCCUCCCAUUGCCAAUGGCCUCCCCACAGAUACUUCACCUACUGAGGCAACAGAGGAGAAACUGAGUCUUCAGGUCUCUGAGUCCUCAGAGAAGGUUUUAGAUGGGCUGAAGCCUGUGGCUGUCUCCAGUGAGGAGGUGACCGAGGAGCAGAUGGGAGAACACGAGGAGAACAGACAUCCAGAGUCUGCUACCAAUGUUCUAGAGGAGGACCAACUGGAAGAUGUUGGCAGGUCUAUUGGGCAAGCCCAGUCAGGGUGUUCCAAAGCCUUAGAUGAGGAACAACGGGAGGAGCAGUACACAUCUAUCAAAGGACAGCCAGAGGCUGACAGCACCUCUACUGGAACCAGAGAAACCCACACUGAGCCUCAGGCGGACAACAUUCAAGAUAUCACUCCUCUCCAAGAGAGGGCAAAAACUGACAAUGUAUCUGGCCUCGAGUGUGAAGAGGAGGGUGAAGAAACCCAGAUGGCCAAUAAUGACCUAGAUCUAUCUCCUUUAAACUCUUUUAUCCUUGUGUCCUCUGACCUUCACGGAGCCCCAGUGCCUCUACAUCACCCAAGUACCUCUAAAGACAUGUUGUGCCAAGACUCUCCACCCAAGCAGAAGGAUGCUGUGAUGGGGCUGGAGGUGGGCCAUAGCCCCAGCAGUGGCAGGACCAGGGGGUUGUGGUCCCCCUUAGCUUCCCCCUCCACCUCUAUCCUGAAGAAGGGACAGAAAAGACCAAUAGAAGAGGAGAGUCCUUCGCCUUUCACCAAGUCUCGACGAGUAUCAUUUGCUGACCCAAUUCAACACCAGGAGCUGGCAGAUGACAUUGACCGUCGCAGCCCUGUCAUCCGAUCCAGCUCCCCAAGAGACAAAACUACCAGCAGCAGCAUCCCUCAGGCGAAGUACAUCACAACACCAACAAAGGGCUUACUGAUCCUCAGUCCACGCCAUCUCCGCAGCCCGGGGUACAAGAGCUCCAAGAAAUGCCUGAUCUCUGAGCUGGGCCAGGAGCCGAGGCCCAUCCCUAAGGACUGUGUGUACCCGGCCCUGGUCCGCUGUUCUACCCCUGUGGAAGCAGUGCUGCCUCAGAUCACCUCCAACAUGUGGCCUCGUGGCUUUGGCCAGCUUGUGCGAGCCCGGAAUAUCAAAACUGUCGGAGACCUCAGUGCUCUCACACCAAGUGAAAUCAAGAACCUUCCCAUUCGUUCCCCAAAGAUUUCUAAUGUGAAGAAAGCACUUAAAAUAUAUCACGAACAGCAGCAGAAGGGCCGUAGUGAUGAGCUAAAGAGUUUUGAGGAGAUGGAGAAGCUGACAUCUGAGCUGGAGGAGCCAACUGUUCCUCAGAACCAGGGAGAGGACAAGACUCCAGGAGAUGCCCUAGUCACAGAGUUGUUGGAUGAGCCAGUGCCCAAGGAGCACGAGGAACCUCCAGAGGAGAGACUGGACCAGAGCAGGCCUGACCACCAGAAGACUGCUGAGGGUGGUCUGAUGUUGGAGGUGGAGUCUCUGGCGGCUCAUCUGACUGGGGAGGGAUUGAGCCACUGCUCCUCUGACCAGCUGGUUCUGAUCCAUGAUCAGCUGGGAGGCAUGAUGAGGACGGUGGUGCUGCAGCUGCAGAGCAGACUACUGGCUCAGAACAAGGACAGCGGACCCUGAUCCAAACACUACAGUCCCAGGGUUUGGAUUACAUAUUUUGGGAAUGCCCCACGUGAAGUCUCUUGAAGAUGCCUAUUGACAACUGUGGGGGGGCGGCACAUUGGUGUUUGAAUUCUUACAGAGGUCUUGAUUUGUUCAUGUGGGGGCCUGGGCCCUCCAGCCCCCAAUCAAGGUUUCCCCUCUCAAAAUCUAACAAUUUUUUCAGAAUGGCACAAAUUCCCCGAUAUCAGGGUACUCAUGUCAACAUGUUUGCAACCAGAGCAACUCCGACUCUUAAGAUCUAAGAGUUAACCAAGUACUACACCACAAGUCCACCAGGAUUGUGUUUUUAAACUCUUUUUCCUUGUCCUCUCUGAUGGCUGAGGGAGACAUUUUUAUAAAUGCUAGUUCAGGCUAAAAAGUAGUGGUGGCGAUUAGUUGUCAUGACGAGUGAAAGCGAAGCAUGGUCUCUGAUUGGCUAUACCAAGGCUUUGCCAGGAAGUGAUAUUUUAACCAUACAUUGAUCUGGAGGAUGGCACUUUUUACAUUGUGUACCUAUUAAAUAAAGGUUUGAAAGAUG